CAGGAGAUCAGUAGCGUACGGGCGCGCGAGUGGUGCACGACGUGGGUGCGUGCAUGCGUGGGGUGUGUGCGCAUAGAGGGUGAGCCGCGAGUGAGCGAGGGCAAGUGAGAGCAAAACUCUGCCCUCACCUCCUCCUCUGCCCCCGGCGCUGCGGGAAAAACUCGCCUCAGCAUGCAACCACCGCCGAGAAAAGGAAACUUUGCGAAAUUUCUGAAGAAUGUGCACACGGAGCAGGCGGCAAAAUUACAAGCGAAGAAUCAGCACGAAUGCGAUCUUUUGGAAGACAUACGUAAUUUCACGAUAAAGAAAUCUGCCAUUGAAAAAUCCUACUCUGAGGCGCUACUCAAGAUAUCAUCUGCAUAUUUAAAUAAAAAAAUACCGAAUAUACCAGAUCUCAAAGUCGAUGGAGCAGAAGAGAAAUGGAACAUGUGGAACGUGUGGCGAACCGUGCUGGAAGAGAACGAGAAGCUGGCCCGCGCACGCCUCGCCGCUGUCGAGGUCUUCCAGCAGCAGAUCGCGGAUGACGCCAAGAGCCUCAGGAUGCACAAAUUACAAAUCUCUAAGAAGGCAAUCGACCAAUUACUGAUAGUACAAAAAGAGCUCCAAACUUGCGUACAGGAUGUCGACAAGACGAAGAAAUUGUACUUUGACGAAGAACACAGUGCACACGAUGUGCGUGACAAAGCAAAAGAUAUCGAAGAAAAACUGAAGAAGAAGAAGGGUUCCUUCUUCCAGUCGAUAACGUCUUUACAGAAAAAUAGUGCUAAGGUGAGCUCGAAACGAGAUGCUCUAGAGGAAAAAUCAACUGGUGCUCGCAAUGAUUAUCUAUUGAGCCUCGCCGCCGCCAACGCCCAUCAGAACCGAUAUUUUGCAGUCGAUUUACAGAGCACCAUGCAAUACUUGGAGCAAGGCGUUUACGACAAGGUAGCGGAAUAUUUAACGUUGAUGGGUCGCACGGAGUUGCUCACUUGUGUAGCCACUCAAAACAGCUUUGGCAAGAUACGUGAUCAAGCUCAGCAGCUCACUAGGGAAUACAAUAUCCAGUGUUGCUGUUUAUACUAUCCCGUUUUAAAGCAACAUAUUCAAUACGACUUUGAGCCUUGCGAUAGCGAUCCAGUAGAUAGGGUAACUGCCGAUCAUUCAGCGGCGACAACAUUAGGCAAAGAAGCGCGUCGCUGGUCGACAAAAAUUGCCCGCGAGGUCAGCAGCAUCCGUGAAAAUAAUCGGAAAAUUCAAGUGUUAUACGCACUCAAAGAUGCUGGUCAGAAGACUGAUCCGAACGAUCCUAAUGGUCCAGAUUUAGAUACUAAGAUCGAUGAGCUAAAACACGCUGUUCGACGAGCGGAGACCGCAAAACUUAAAGCGGAAGCGAGAAUAGAAUGUCUUCGAAACGGUGGAGUAAACGUAGACGAAUUCUUACAAGAGGCUGAAACACUCAGCGUUCAGGAUAUGCCGCGUUCGGCUAGUUCUCUCUCUGUUAGAACAGAUGCAUCUGGUGCAGCGGAGCAUCCAUCAUCGGACUCAUUCUACGAUAGCGACGGCGAUGGCGGAAGCGACCUAACGACUUUAGAACGACCUGGAAAGAAUGCGCCUCAGCAGGAAGAGGAAGCCGAAGAUAGGCAGAGGCAUGACAGUGCCGAGGUUGAUGCAUUGCUGGAGCAGGAGAAGCAACGGAUAGAGCAGCUGACGGCAGGCUGGGACGAUCCUAUGGCGGUCGAUUGGGACAACGAAGAGAAAGAUGAGCAGGAAAUGACGCACGAGACACCAGAGAUGCCUUCUAAUCAACCCAUAUACAAGUGUACUGCUCUAUACUCCUACACAGCGCAAAAUCCCGACGAGCUUUCUAUCGUGGAAAGCGAACAGCUAGAUGUAGUGGGUGAAGGCGAUGGCGACGGAUGGUUAAAAGCGAGAAAUUACCGAGGAGAGGAAGGUUUCGUUCCUCAGAAUUAUCUCGAUGUAGAGAGAGAGCCUGAGACUACCACCGGUCUAACUUCGCAGGGCCCAGGUUUGGUCCAACAAAUUUCUUUCUCAUCCGUCGAUUACACCAUUGAUGAUCACGACGCCGUCGAUCCCGAUGCCAAUUUGCAAAUCGCUUCGGAAACUAUAAUACAAAAUCACGUUGGAGAAAUUGAGCAAUUCUGCAUUGCACUUUACGAUUACGAUGCGACGUGCGACGAGGAGCUAAGCUUUUUGGAGGGCGACAUCGUUAAAGUACUGAAAAAAGAACCACACGAUGUAGACGACGGCUGGUGGGAAGGUGAGCUAAGAGGUCAGCAGGGUCUCUUUCCCUCUCUCGUUGUGGAACCUUGCGGUCCGGACGGAUGUCCUUUGACCCCACAGGAGAAUGUAACACCACCAGGUUCCGCGCCACCAGUCUUUACUCCACCAGAUGUACCAGAAUUUUUUCUAGAGGAGCUUGCUCAAAUGGAAGAAUCGCAAGAAGAAAAAUCAAUGGUGAAUGGUGAUAGUGGAUUCAUAAUAAAUUUAUCUCAAGACCAAAAAGAUCAUUAUGGUUCACAGUUCGAUGGUGAUAAACCGGAUGAUACGCCAAGUAUAUUAGUUGUGGAGAUAUCAGAUGAAUCGGGUGAUAAGACGGAAAAGGAUCCCAAAUCCGGUGAAGAUGUCAAAUCUGCUGACCAAACGGACGACUUUGGUCUUGGAGUAGCUCAGAUCGUGAUCACAGCCGCAACUCCGAUGGAAGAGAUCGAACAUCCUUUCCCUGGAGUGGAGGAGACUCCGGAGGAGUCAGCGAAGUCUGCAGAAGCUUUUGAAGCCGAUCCCGAAGCUUCAAGCGCGGCUUCGGAUCCAAACGAGAGUGAAUGUAAAGAGGAAGAAGAGCCAACUGUCAUUUUAGACGAGAAGGAGGGAGAAGAAACUGAAGAAAAGUCUACAACUGACGAACUUCCAGCCGACUCGGCACCAUUUCCAAUCAGCAGUAGUUCUGGAAGCGAAGCGGAAUCAACUUCCGGACCCAGUACUAACGAAAAUUCUCAGUCGAGGGGAACAGUGGUGGAAGUGACGGAAGAGGUCACAGAAGACAUGGAAGAGGAGGAGGAAAUCAUGCCAGGAAAAAUGCUAGUAGGAGGGAGAGCCAGUAUCCCGGACGAGCUGCAGCCGGACCAACUGGAAAAAUUGCAGACGCUCAAGGAAUCGAACGCCUAGGACUGACUAGGCCCCGGGGCCCUUAAGGGCAAAAUUACAUUGCCUGACGGCCAUACCGACAAUUUCCGACAUCUACUAGACUUCUGGCGAUCACCUGAGGUGCUAGGCAAAAAAGACUAACUGUAAUAAACUCACAUUAAGACUAUCUGAAAUUCAUAAGGUUCUUAUGGUGAUCGAGUACUAGUGAGAAUAAAGAUGUUCGGAAUUUUUGUGACUGAACUAUCUUUAGAGUAAUGGAUGUUAAUGGAUCAAGUGGUGCUGAAGACUGUCUAAAUUACGGCUAUAAGCGUAAGAAAUAUUUUCGCGUGCCUGAAAGCAUGGGAAAAUGUCCAAAAUAAGAUUUAAAUUCAAAUCGUAACUUCUUUGAAAAUAAUGUAUGUUGUAUAUCUUUAUUAUUUAAUCAGAAUCAUAGGGAAAGAUUCAUUUAUGAAACUAUAUACUGAUUGCCAUAAUGAUUUAUUAACAUCCUGGAAAGGAAGACGAUUUAGCAGAUUAACUGACUCAGUUGAAUAAAGAAUAAUUUGAAGUUGAUGAGAGAUAUUUGACAUCAGGACACAGUCACAAAAAGAUAGAAAUAUUAAUGUACACAAGAUCACCAAGGCUUAUGUCAACUUAAGGUGAGAGAUUUCUCAUCUUAGAGAUUUCUUUGCGUUGACCGCUAAUAAAAGAUUAGAAGAAUUAAUUUGUCCUAUCUUGGGGCAAAUUGGGCUUUAAUGAGUUAAUUAAACUCUUGAGUUAAUAAAGCUAACGAAAAAGGAGGAGAAUUCUUUCGUAGGAGAUGAUGUACAGUGAAGUGGGAUAAUAGAAAGAAUUGUCGAUACCUGUGUACUAUAAAGGGCGUACAUUUCAAAGGAAUUACACUGGUGUUGCAUGUAAAAA
This is a messenger RNA of Solenopsis invicta (red fire ant), 4041 nucleotides long. Its product is annotated as protein nervous wreck. Gene Ontology annotation, cellular component: neuromuscular junction; recycling endosome. NCBI's taxonomy places the organism in Eukaryota, Metazoa, Arthropoda, Insecta, Hymenoptera, Formicidae. The coding region runs from base 172 to 3162 and encodes 996 amino acids. Gene Ontology annotation, biological process: regulation of actin filament polymerization; neuromuscular synaptic transmission. The transcript has 22 exons. Gene Ontology annotation, molecular function: protein binding. The record is from RefSeq and is a predicted model, not a curated record.